Molecule: messenger RNA, 4494 nt
Organism: Lineus longissimus
Lineage: Eukaryota; Metazoa; Nemertea; Pilidiophora; Heteronemertea; Lineidae
Exons: 9
Coding region: 182-832 (216 amino acids)
Biological process (GO): G protein-coupled receptor signaling pathway; regulation of exocytosis; protein secretion
Cellular component (GO): intracellular membrane-bounded organelle; membrane
Molecular function (GO): GTPase activity; G protein-coupled receptor activity; GTP binding
Source: RefSeq, a predicted model, not a curated record
UAUGAUUUUAAACCUUCACGAUAUACAUGUAUUAUAUUCAGAAUACGAAUGAAUACUGUCGGAAUAUCUGUCAAAGUCGCUGCCGAUGUAAAAAUUGGCCUUGUGUGCUAGCCUUGCUUCUAUAACGUUUGGAACGUACAAGUCUCGGGAACCUGAUCGCAGUCCUUUAUUUUGUCCAGCUAUGAUCAAUGGAUCAGAUACGGCCGAAGCAAUGAGGGGGUCCUCAGACUAUGAUGAACUCUUCAAAAUCACUAUAAUCGGUACUUCCGGUGUGGGGAAGUCAUCAUUGGUGUCCCGUUUUGUACGCGACGCCUUCACAGAACGAUUCAUUUCGUCGAUUGGAAUAGACUUUUUGAUCAAAUCGAUACAUUUAGAUGACAAGGUCAUAAAGUUGCAGAUAUGGGAUACAGCAGGUCAAGAACGAUUCAGAGCAAUUACGUCCGCGUUUUAUAGAGGGAGCCACGGUAUCGUGUUGGUAUAUGACGUCACUAGUCAGGAAUCCUUCAACAAUAUUCGUGGUUGGAAUGUUGACCCGUUUGUCGGGUUUGACACGCUCAAACUUCUCAUUGGUAACAAGAGUGAUCUGACAGCGGAAAGAGAGGUGGAGUUUUCAACCGGGAAGAGCUAUGCGGAUGAGUUAGGCAUCCCCUUCUUCGAGACGAGUGCUAAGGAUUCGAUGAACGUGGAGCGGGCAUUUGUGACUCUGGCAGCAACUAUUGACAAAAGAAGAAAAGAAUCGAAACAACAUUCAGAUGACGUUGUGACACGUGAUACGAUCCAUUACGCAAAAAAAGAGUUUAAAACGGGAAGCGGAAGUUGCUGCGGAAGUUAACAGAUCGGAUAGUAACAUAUAAAUUGUAUUUUCUAAUCCUUAGCGGCAUACACCGAGUAAAUCGAUAAUUCGUCUCAAACAUAUCAAAAAGAGGGACUCAAGAUCAUCGUCUUCUUCCUUCUUUACUCUUAAUAUCAUCCGUAUACGUCAUCCUGAUGACCCCGGCCUCAGCCUCCCUCGCAUACUACUUUUAUUUCAUUCAAAAGACGAAAAGAUCGACCCUACAUACAUGGAAGUCCUAUUCUACGUGGUGAUAAUAUUUCUCGACAAAUUCAGUUUAGUUAAUAAUUGCUUCAAUUUUGUCAUCUAUGGGUGCACAUUGCCAUUUUAUAGGAAGGAGGCGCGUCGAAUGUUGAUGUGUUCUCCCAGGUACAAGGAGGACCAGACGGGGCAGAAAAGCAUUACAAAAUGAGAUCGUCUAUCGUUGAUGAAUAUCACAUCUUAUAAGCUAGAUUAUGUUUGCUGUUUUGGUACCCACGGAGGUUUCGAGUUUAAGAAUGAUGAAACCCAUCAUAGUACGUGUUAAAAGCGAAUGGUGGUGUCGCCUCUUCUAAGUCCUAAAGAUACCGUAAACCUUAUACCCUCACUAUAGGACGCAGUUUACCGGCCCUCGACCCCACCCCAUCACCCUAUAACUAUGAAAAGGUAUGAAUAGGAUCACUAGGAUGACGAAAUGGACUGCUCCGGUAUAAUCUACCCAUGAUGCAAGAUUUGAUAGAACCUGUGUUGCGUGUGCACUUGCGAAGCAAGUGUGUGCCGCGUUUGAGCCCAUAGCAAAAAAACUCAAUGAACGCAUGAAACCGAAGUCAGCAGAGAGUUUCUCUCGGCAUCUUAUUUCAUUUCAAUAUUAUGGGAUAUUAUGGAUAUUGAAAUACUAAUUCGUAAGCAGCGUUCUAUUGUAUCGAAUUCGAAUCUUUUUUAGUCAAGACCAGCUCAUGUUACUUGUAGUACUGAGGCUGAGCAAGCAGAAAUCAGUCGGUUACAGAGAUGCAGGAUUACUAUAAUAUGCUUUAAAUAUUUGGUGUUACACAUGAUAGUAAAGGCUUUAAGAUGACACCAAUCCCAGUUGCUGAAAGCUACCCGUCGUUUGAGUUAGCAGUGAAGGUGCUCACCGUUUACACCUGGCCCCCUCUCUUCGUCAUCGGGAUCCUCGGGGACAUCGCUUCGUUUUUCAUCUCCUUCCAGGAGCAAAACAGACGGAUUUCGACGUGUGUUUACGUCGGCGCCCUUGCAGCAGCUGACACCCUGGUUGUCGUUAACGGCAUGUGCCUGUUUACCGUAAUUUUCCAUUUCUACGACAAGAUACAACAUAAGGAAUUCGCUUUGCAAUGGUUUGCCUAUUGGGCCAAUACAUAUGUCAUGAUCUCCGGCUUUUUCCUCGUCUGGAUGUCCAUAGACAGGCUGGUAGCGGUCCGGUUCCCAAUGUUGGCGCCGUCAAUCUGUUCCACGUUUCGGGCCAAGGUGACUUGCGUGGUCACGGCAGCUCUGACGAUGGUGUGCAAUCUUCAUCUCUUUUUCAUCUACAAGAUUUCACCUGGCGACGACACCCAACUGAUCCCAUCAGUUCAGGGCUUACCUUCUCUAGAGGUUGUUUCAACGAUCUACUUUCUUAUGUUCGGAACUAUUCUCCCUUUCACCAUAAUCGUCGGCUGUAACGUCAUCAUUAUCGUCACGCUACGCGAAGCCAGCGUGCGCAGAAAAACAAUGACCACUGGAGGCGGCGCAGGAAAGACGGACCAAGCAGAUACAACUCAUCUAACUAAGAUGUUGAUCCUUGUUUUCAUUGUUUUCGUCAUCUGCUCCAUUCCUAAUCGACUGCAUUAUGCUUUGGUAAAUGGGGUCCCAUCACUCGUGGAGGUUUAUACAUCUGGCGCUGUCUAUUGGGGCCUCCGCGCAAAGCUCGAGUAUUGGUCAAUCCAGAUUACGUGGUAUCUAAAUCAUUGCGUGAAUUUCUUUCUUUACUGCAUUGGUGGUGGAAAACGGUACAGAAAGGACGUGAGGCUGCUGUUUCGCCAGAUUCUAUGUAAAAAGACCGAAACCUGAAUUUAUCACGAUCUACCAUCCCUGGUAGACUAGGUAUAAUACACUCGUGCAAGAUAACAUGCAAAAUUUAAGGACACUGGCUUAUCCCCAUAGGUCAAUCUUACCGCAAUGACAGUCUCUUCCCUAGAUGACGAAAUCGGGCUUUAUCAGGAGCCUACGGAUGGCAACCGAUUUCAGAGAUACACUCUCUGAAAUGUACCGUCCGCAUGGUCCUACUGGAUCAUGCGAAUGAUCGUUCUAUAUACCCGGGUAUCCCUUUAAAAAUAAACUUGCGAGCGUUUGAAUAUCAUGAACUGAAUUUUUGCUAAGUUUUUGAAAACUUGAUGCCAAUUAUCAUGAUGUGACAAUGUCAAACUGGUUAGGUUACACUCGGGACGCAGUGGAUUGGCCUUGUCACAUCCCACGAUCGGAAGUACACUGUGUGUCUAUUGGCUUGCCUCGGUCGGUAGUUUAGUUGGUCGACGCAGAUGCAAUUGAAGGCAUUUCCAUCAAGUGAAAAAUUUAAGAAACUGCAUUAUCCGGCCAUGCAACUCAGUGGUGGGGUAUUAGUGUCGUUUUCAAUUAAUCACCCGGCCUUUGAAUUGCAUGGUGUCGACUUUAAAAAAGAGCUAUUCAGCUUUUCAGAGCUAUGCGGAUGAGUUAGACACCCCCUUCUUCGAGACGAGUGCUAAGGAUUCGAUGAACGUGGAGAGGGCAUUUGUGACUCUGGCAGCAACUAUUGACAAAAGAAGAAAAGAAUCGAAACAACAUUCAGAUGACAUUGUGACACGUGAUACGAUCAAUUACUCAUAAAAACAGUUUAAAACGGGAUGCUGCUGAAGUUAGCAGAUCGGAUAGUAACAUAUAUAUAGCAUUCCGCGACGUUACUAUUUAUAGCUCACAAGGUCAUUUGAAUAAGAUAUUGAUGACGUUUUAGUCACGUGACAGUCGGACAUCGACACUUAUUUCUGCGCAUUUGAGCUUAUUUCAAAGUCAAUUAUCUUUGACCCUGCGUUGUUUUUAGCAUGAAUGAUACAAUAGAGUCAGAGAGAGAAAUAUUCAGAACAAUUAUGUAGUAUUUCCAACACUCGGACAUGUGCCAGAUUGAACUAACUGCGCUAGUUAGAAAGCCUGAAUCCAUUACGAAACCGCAUUGUUUGUCCGACAUUGCCUGUAAUUCAGCGAUGGGGAAAUAGAGGGCAGCAGCUGCAGUGACGUCAUAUUCGCGGAAUGCUAUUGUAUUUUCUCAUCCUCAGCGGCAUACGCCGAGUAAAUCGACAAUUCGUGUCAAACAUAUCAAAAGAGGGACUCAAGAUCAUCGUCUUCUUCCUUCUUUACUUUUAAUAUCAUCCGUAUACGUCAUCCUGAUGACCCCAGCCUCAGCCUCCCUCGCAUACUACUUUUAUUUCAUUCAAAAGACGAAAAGAUCGACCCUACAUACAUGGAAGUCCUAUUCUACGUGGUGACAUUUCUCGACAAAUUCAGUUUAGUAAUUAUUGCUUCAAUUUUGUCAUCUAUGGGUGCACAUUGCCAUUUUAUAGGAAGGAGGCGCGUCGAAUGUUGAUGUGUUCUCCCAGGUACAAGGAGGACCAGACGGGGCAGAAAAGCAUUACGAAAUGAGAUUGUCUAUCAUUGAUGAA